This is a messenger RNA of Helianthus annuus (common sunflower), 689 nucleotides long. RefSeq lists its product as uncharacterized. NCBI's taxonomy places the organism in Eukaryota, Viridiplantae, Streptophyta, Magnoliopsida, Asterales, Asteraceae. The coding region runs from base 154 to 474 and encodes 106 amino acids. The transcript is spliced from 2 exons. The record is from RefSeq and is a predicted model, not a curated record.
CCCCCCCCCCCCCCCCUUCUUUUCUGCUCCUAUAAAUAGCCUCACAACCUUACAAACAACAAACACAUCUCACUUCUGGUAUUGUUAACUACCUGACAGAAGCUAUCAAAUUUAAGGAAGUUGACAAGGAUCAAGAAUAAUUAAGCUGGAAAAAUGAGCAGAAGAGGUGAUGGAGUGAAGCUAGAGCUCAAACUUAACUUGUCACCACCGAGAACUCGUUGGCCUGUGACCGAAUCACCAAACCGGUCUGUUUCCCCAACCAACUCAUGUGUGUCAUUGGAGCAAGAUGAGGAUGAGACCGGGGAGCUCAGGUACUCAAGCAGCCCGGAAACGACGUCGAUGAUGCUUGUCGGGUGCCCAAGGUGUUUGAUGUAUGUUAUGCUUGCUGGAGAGUACCCAAAGUGUCCUAAAUGUAAGAGCACUGUUCUUCUUGAUGUUGUGUUUGACAAACCCAUCAAGAAAAUGAGAAAUUAGUUAAGUUAGUUUGAAUGUUUUAGAAUUAUAGGUUUAGGAAAAUUAUGUUUCUUAUUCUAUUUUUUGGUUUUUUAUUUUUAUUAUUAUUAUUAUUAUUAUUAUUAUUAUUAUUAUUAUUUUUUUGGUUUUAAUAGGUAAUGUUAGCUUGCACUCUUGUGUAAUUUUGUUGUAAUGAAAGAUGGUGUUUGAAUGUUAAAUUUCAUAUUUUUGGUUUU